Molecule: messenger RNA, 2208 nt
Organism: Dromaius novaehollandiae (emu)
Lineage: Eukaryota; Metazoa; Chordata; Aves; Casuariiformes; Dromaiidae
Gene: HNRNPA3
Product: heterogeneous nuclear ribonucleoprotein A3
Exons: 12
Coding region: 85-1347 (420 amino acids)
Biological process (GO): mRNA splicing, via spliceosome
Cellular component (GO): catalytic step 2 spliceosome
Molecular function (GO): mRNA 3'-UTR binding
Source: RefSeq, a predicted model, not a curated record
CGUCACGUGACUCCUCCUCCGCCCUCCCCCUCCUCUUCCUCUCGGCUCCAUAUUGAUACCGAAGGAGGCGAGUCCGGUCACAAAAUGGAGGUAAUUGCCUGCCGCGUGGAGGGAGCGGGAUCCGCUAAGCUAAGGUUUCCUAGAUUUAAAAGAAAGGCUGAUUCAGAGUACCCUUCCAAAAUGGCUGCUCUUAAGGAAGAAAGAGAGGUUGAAGACUACAAGAGGAAAGGAAGACGAUCCUCACAGGGCCAUGAGCCAAAAGAGCCAGAGCAGUUGAGAAAGCUAUUCAUUGGAGGUCUGAGUUUUGAAACAACAGAUGAUAGCUUGAGAGAGCACUUUGAAAAAUGGGGCACACUCACAGAUUGUGUGGUGAUGAGAGACCCACAAACAAAACGUUCCAGAGGCUUUGGCUUUGUGACUUACUCUUGUGUGGAGGAGGUAGAUGCUGCAAUGAGUGCUCGACCGCAUAAGGUUGAUGGACGCGUGGUUGAACCAAAGAGGGCAGUUUCAAGGGAGGAUUCUGUAAAGCCUGGGGCACAUCUCACAGUAAAGAAAAUAUUUGUUGGUGGAAUUAAAGAAGAUACAGAAGAGUAUAAUUUAAGAGAAUACUUUGAAAAAUAUGGCAAGAUUGAAACUAUAGAAGUCAUGGAAGACAGGCAAAGCGGAAAGAAAAGAGGCUUUGCUUUUGUAACUUUUGAUGAUCAUGAUACAGUUGAUAAAAUCGUUGUUCAGAAAUACCAUACUAUAAAUGGACAUAACUGUGAAGUGAAAAAAGCACUCUCAAAACAAGAGAUGCAGACUGCUAGCUCUCAGAGAGGUCGUGGGGGUGGCUCAGGCAACUUCAUGGGUCGUGGAAACUUUGGAGGUGGUGGUGGAAACUUUGGCCGAGGAGGAAACUUUGGCGGAAGAGGAAAAAAAUCUCAUCUGUUUUGUGUUCCAGGAGGCUAUGGGGGUGGUGGUGGCGGUGGUGGGAGCAGAGGAAGCUUUGGGGGUGGUGACGGAUACAAUGGAUUUGGUGAUGGUGGCAACUAUGGAGGUGGUCCUGGCUAUGGCAGCAGAGGAGGUUAUGGUGGUGGUGGAGGACCAGGAUAUGGAAACCCAGGUGGUGGAUAUGGAGGUGGAGGAGGAGGAUAUGAUGGCUACAAUGAAGGAGGAAAUUUUGGUGGUGGUAAUUAUGGUGGCAGUGGAAACUACAAUGAUUUUGGCAAUUACAGUGGACAGCAACAAUCUAACUAUGGUCCCAUGAAAGGUGGUGGCAGCUUUGGUGGCAGAAGUUCAGGCAGUCCCUAUGGUGGUGGUUAUGGAUCUGGAAGUGGAAGUGGGGGCUAUGGUGGUAGAAGAUUCUAAAAAUGCUACCGAGAAAGGGCUACAGUUCUUAGCAGGAGAGAGAGCGAGGAGUUGUCAGGAAAGCUGCAGGUUACUUUGAGACAGUCGUCCCAAAUGCAUUAGAGGAACUGUAAAAUCUGCCACAGAAGGAACGAUGAUCCAUAGUCAGAAAAGUUACUGCAGCUUAAACAGGAAACCCUUCUUGUUCAGGACUGUCAUAGCCACAGUUUGCAAAAAGUGCAGCUAUUGAUUAAUGCAAUGUAGUGUCGAUUAGAUGUACAUUCCUGAGGUCUUUAUCUGUUGUAGCUUUGUCUUUCUUUUUUCUUUUUAUUUUCCCAUUACAUCAGGUAUAUUGCCCUGUAAAUUGUGGUAGUGGUACCAGGAAUAAACAAAUUAAGGAAUUUUUAACUUUUCAAUAUUUGUGUAGUUCAGUUUUUCCACAUUUAGUACAGAGAAUUCUAUAACAGAAAUAAAAUGUAGUUUAGGGUGUUUCCUUGUUAGUUAAUAGAGAGGAUUAAUGCAUUUCUCAAUUACUAUUUUGUAUUAAUUUAAAGUUAACAAUAGAAACACCUAUUGAUUUGCAGUCUUAAGGGGUCUAGUCUCAGUGUAUAUAUGUAACUGUCAUUGACAUGAGUUACAUAGGCAUACAGAGGGAAAACAUCUGUAUGUUGCAUUAUAGUUUGUUUAGAUGUAUAACUAGGAUUGAGUUACUCAAAUUAGUGUUUGUGAAUUAUAGAACUAAGCUUUACCUUCAAAUGAAAAUUUCAAAUUACUUUUGGUUUGUGCAUAUUUUUUUAAUUUGUAGUUCUGUAUUAGUACUAGCUCUUCAAGAAAAUAAGGCAUGAUAAAUAUUUUAACAAGACCAACUUUAGCCACAUUCAA